Molecule: messenger RNA, 2205 nt
Organism: Hermetia illucens (black soldier fly)
Lineage: Eukaryota; Metazoa; Arthropoda; Insecta; Diptera; Stratiomyidae
Exons: 5
Coding region: 52-2145 (697 amino acids)
Molecular function (GO): protein binding
Source: RefSeq, a predicted model, not a curated record
GAACGGUUGCCAUUGAACUGUGUAGCUCCUUUGUGUAAGUGUAACCAAAAAAUGUUUCAGUCCAAAUCAUUUGAACUUGAAAAGCGAAAACGAUCCAAAGCAAAAAGAUGCAAAAAUCCUGGACGGCACCUAUCAAAACUUUUGGUAUUACUCGUCCUUACUGGCUUUGUAUCCUGGUUUAUUUUGGCAAAUAUUCCAGAGGGCAAAAAGGUCAACACAGCUGUGAGAUUAUUUCAAGAAUGUGGAGCGAAAAACGAACUUAGAAACAACGAGGUAUGCAUCCUGGACAAAUGUGAUGUUAUUUGCGAUAGUGGUAGUAUUGAUGACGUACUGGAUUUCAUGCGGGCACCACCUAGCGUUUUGUGUUUGCAUGCUUUAACUUUAACUUUACUUAAUGUGACAUUUCACGAUUCUGCAUUGAAAAGAAACUGGCUCACUGGAACCUUUACCCUGGCAGGAUUGUACAUAAGAAACUCCGAACUAAAAGGAAUUGAGGAGGAUGCAUUCGAAGGAUCUGUUUAUCAACAAUUGAGUCACCUUGAAAUCUCCUUCUCCAGCAUCGAUUACUUGAAAAAAGGAUCUUUUGCCCAUUUAACAUCACUGACGGAUCUAACACUAGACCAUAGUGUCAAAGAAUUUUCUCCAGAGUACUUAGAUGGAAUAGAAAACAAUAUUAAGCAAAUAGAAAUCCAUGGUGUCUCUGAUUUACAUUCACCAAAUGAGUUAUUUGGGAUCCUUCCAUUACCAAAAUUAAUUACGCUGGAACUAGGAAAUAACAACUUUGGUGACACCAUUAAUGAGAGUACAUUUCAAAAUGUAACUCCAAAAUAUUACUUAAAUUUAACUGAUUGUAAAAUCAGCUCACUACAUCCUAGGACAUUCGCGGUGGCGCAAAAAGGUCCUACGGAUUUAUAUUUGGAGAAUAAUUAUCUAAAGGAAGUUUCUGGUGAGGUUUUUGAACCAAUUAUUGAGCGCGAUUCGCAUUCUAAAAUUAAACUUAGUGGAAAUCCUUGGAAUUGCACAUGUCGGCUUCUAUCUUUAGUUAACCUUAUAGAAGAGAAUAAGCGUGUCUUCGUCGAUAGCCCAAAAUGUGCAUCCCCUCCUGAAUUCGCAGGUAAAGAAUUGCAUCCAGAUAUUUUCAUAAUCCCUUCAACAACAACAACUACUGAGGGCCCAACAUUACCAACUGUAAAUACUACUAAAACGACCACUACUACAACCAAGAUUCCUGUAUCUACUUCAACGAAACAUCCCGAUGAAACCAGUCUAACAGAAAUUGUCUGUGAGGAUGAUGUGGAGGAUAUAUGUGUUCCUGGUUCAGCUGACGCGAGGUCGAUUUUGUAUGUUAAGGAAAUGGACAUGAAAUUCAAUAUCUCUAAGGUUUCAUCCGGAGUCGUACGGAUAUCUAUGGAGAAACCUGCAAAAGAGUUUUCCAUUGUAUGGUUCACUCCUGCAGCAAAGGAUUUCAACAAAGUUCAGAAUCACUACACAGAACAUAAUUUAGGAUGUGCGGAACUUGAAAUGCAGAAUUUUACAAUACAGGAUCUUGAGUUAGGAGCCCUGUACGUAUUUUGCAUAGUUAAGGGAAACGACCCUGAAAUGACUCCUCUGAACUGCCAGUCUCAUCUUGUGGAAGUAGAUUGCAAUGAAGCUGAUUUUCUAGAUUCCGAAGGCAAAACAGCACUACUUCUUUUAUCUAUAAUAAGUAUAUUGGUUGCAGUUUUUCUAGGAGGUGUUACCAUGUUCUGUAUUAUUCGAUGCAACCCUACUUUGCUGAAAGGAGCCAAACGGAUUGUGAUCCUGAAUAAAAACUUAGCCGAAGUUGUGGUUCUUCCCAAGAGAAAAAGUAAAUCCGAGGAAGUUUUGAAAACCAAUUCCCUUAAACGAAAUGCCUCUGGCAGAAGGCUAUCUACAAGUAGUAGAGAGAGCAAUCGAGAUUACAUAAUUCCAGAUUAUGAGGUCAUAUCCAACCGACCACAACGUAAAGACAAUUUGUACUUCGAAUGGUUUCCAAUACACUCCCCACCGCCUCUUCCGAAAAGAUUAUCUGAAGAAACAAUAGAAACGUUGUCGAUGCAAAGUGAUAAAUUGGAGUUUGUCAACAAAUCGAACAACGAAUAUGCUGUUCCUAACAGUCGAGUGUGAACAAGAAACCAGUUUAGGUAAAGGAUAUAUUUGCUUGAAUUUGCAACGAGUUAUUCCGGC